UAAUUUAAUUUUUCCAAUUCAGCACGCAGCUGUUUUCGAUUUUUUUAUUUUUCCUUAUAAUGUAUAGAAUUCUCUCUCGUAUACAUGCACAGAAUUAAAAGGCAAUGAGCUGAAAUGUGAAAUAUAAGACGACAAAAUAUAGAGAUAAAAGAACAGAAUGCGGUCCAUGUCUUGCACUCCGCUGCCCUUCUCCUUCUCCGCCUCCUCCGCCCACCGCCACCGCCACCGCCACCAGUGUUCCGCUCAUCCGCCGCCCAUCAGUCGCCAAGAAACAUGCACUUCAUCAUCCGACCUCGACCAAAAAAGGCCAACUUCCAAACCCAAAACGAUACGGUUCCGUUUGAAUCAGCUCUGCAUACAAGGCCAUGUCCACCUUGCCCGCCAACUGUUCGACGAAAUUCCCAAUCCGAGCACCGUACUUUGGAACACCAUUAUCAUCGGCUACAUCUGCAAUGGCAUGCCACACGAGGCUCUGUCUCUGUAUUCCCUAAGGUACUGCUCGCUCAACUGCGAUGCCUACACUUAUUCUUCCAUUCUGAAAGCAUGCGCGGAGACAAAGCAAUUUUUGAUAGGUAAAGUUCUCCAUUGCCAUGUUCUGCGUUCCUCUGUGCAUUCCAGCAAGAUUGUUUACAAUUCUUUGUUGAAUUUGUAUACCGCUUGUCUUCCAAGCUCACCGAUUGAUACCAAAUCUGAUUUUGUGGAGAGGGUGUUUAGGACUAUGCCUAAGCGAAAUGUUGUUUCUUAUAACACAAUGAUUUCUUGGUACACAAAAUCGGGCCGAUUCUCGGAGGCAUUAAGACAUUGGUUGAUGAUGAUGAAAAGGAGUUUAAGACCAACUGUCGUUAGUUUUGUAAAUGUUUUUCCUGCCGUAUCUGGUUUAGGGGCUAUGGAGAUUGCCGGUGCUCUUUAUGGAAUGGUAAUAAAAUUAGGUGACGAGUAUGUUCGCGAAAAAUUUGUUGUGAGCUCUGCUAUCACCAUGUUUUCGGAGCUUGGUUGCCUAGAUGUUGCUAGGAAGAUUUUUGACAAUUGUUUCGACAAGAAUGCGCAUGUAUGGAACACUAUGAUUGGAGGUUACGUUCAGAAUAAUUGUCUGAUCGAUGCACUUGAGCUAUUCCGUGAGGCACUUGAAGCCCAAGAUGGUACUGGAGGUAUAGAUGAUGUAACUUUCCUUUUGGCAAUAAGUGCAGCUUCAGAGUUGCACGAUCUGGAUGUUGCUCGGCAACUACAUUCGUAUAUGGUGAAGUGUUCUUUGGUUUCGUCUGUAAUCCUGCUCAAUGCGAUCGUAUCCCUGUACUCAAAGUGCAAUUCUGUUAGCGAAGCGUUUAAUGUUUUUAGUGAAAUGUCGGAAAGGGAUGUUGUGUCUUGGAAUACCAUGAUAUGCUCCCUUGUACAGAAUGGAUUGGAUGAUGAAGGGCUACUACUUGUUCAUGAGAUGCAGAAAUCGGGAUUUAAAAUUGACGACGUCACGAUCACUGCUCUACUUUCUGCUGCAUCGAAUCUUAGAAACCAGGAAAUUGGCAAGCAGAUCCAUGCUUACAUGAUCAGGCACGAAAUCAGGUUUGACGGGAUGGAGAGCUACCUAAUAGAUAUGUACUCGAAAUCGGGUUCAAUGCUGUGUGCUGAAACAAUCUUUACCAGAAGUUGCAAAGACAACAAUGAUGUGGCUGUGUGGAAUGCAAUGAUUUCGGGGAGUACCCAAAAUGGUUUAGUCGAAGAAUCCUUGGUCAUCUUUCGGCAGAUGGUGGAUGAGAAUGUGCAGCCGAAUGCCGUGACCUUAGCUUCGAUUCUUCCAGCUUGCAGUCAGUUAGGAAAUAUUUCUCUCGGAAAGCAACUCCAUGGUUUUUCCAUCCGUAACUUCUUGGAAAGGAAUGUUUUCGUGAGUUCUGCUCUCAUCGACAUGUACUCAAAAUCCGGUUCGAUCAUUUAUGCCGAAAGAGUUUUUGAGGAGUCGAUAGAAAAGAAUUCGGUCACUUUCACUAACAUGAUAUUGGGAUAUGCUCAGCAUGGCAUGAGCGGGAAAGCUUUUGUGUUAUUUCGUUCGAUGAGGGAACGAGGUAUUAAUCCCGAUGCUAUCACUUUUGUAGCCUUGUUAUCGGCUUGUAGUUACACGGGCUUGGUUGACGAAGGCCUUGAAUUUUUUGAAUCCAUGGAGAGGGAUUUCGGGAUAAGGCCCUCGACAGAACACUACGCCUGCAUUGUCGACUUGUUAGGGAGAGUCGGGAGGGUAGAUGAAGCAUACAACGUUGCUCGAAAGUUGGGUGAUAAUGGCAAUGCCUACCGCAUCUGGGGCUCGUUGCUUUCUGCGUGCAAAACUCAUAAUGAGUUUGAAUUGGGAAAAGUUGUCGCGGAUAAGUUGCUUGAAAUGGAAGGUGCGGGGAGGAUUGCAGGUUAUCGAGUUCUUCUUUCGAACAUACACGCAGAGGAGGGAAACUGGGAAUAUGUUAAGAAUGUAAGGAAAGAAAUGUUGGAAAGGGGGCUGACCAAGGAGAUCGGUUGCAGUUGGAUUAAUGUUCCGGGACAUUCGAGCUGUUUUGUGUCGCGCGACGUAAAUCAUCCGCGUUGUGAUGAGAUAUAUCGACUGUUGAAGCAGUUGGCUGCUAACUCGAAAGAUUCUGACUAUACGCCUCAGGUAAUCGAACUCCAGGCGCCAUGACCGGAAAUAUUCUUUCCUUCGUAGCGACUUGAAGAACAGAUUGCUGUGGUAGUAAAACAGUAAAUGACUGAGGCCUAUGAAGCUGUAGUAAGCGGAUCAUCAUACUCGAGGACGAUGAAGACAACCUGCGUGAUCACAAAAAGCGAGUCAUCGAGGUAGCACAAACCUCGCCUAUUU
Andrographis paniculata is the source of this 2830-nucleotide messenger RNA. Its product is annotated as pentatricopeptide repeat-containing protein At3g22150, chloroplastic. The record is from RefSeq and is a predicted model, not a curated record. Gene Ontology annotation, molecular function: RNA binding; protein binding. Lineage: Eukaryota; Viridiplantae; Streptophyta; Magnoliopsida; Lamiales; Acanthaceae. Gene Ontology annotation, biological process: RNA modification. The transcript has a single exon. The coding region runs from base 158 to 2653 and encodes 831 amino acids.